UCUAUCUUUCUCUCUCUCUUUCUUUUCAUUUCUUUUUUUAUUUUUUUAUUUUUUUAUUUUUAUUUUUUUCAUAUAGUUCUCUCUUGUGUUCCACACAUCUCCAAUGGUAACAAACAGAAGUUUGUUUCACCAUUAAUGACCACCUUUGAUUUCAGUUUGGACUUCUCUUCAAAGACAAAGAGAGUCAGAGGUUCUCUUUGAACAAGAGCUUUGUUUGGAAGUGUUGUGGUGUCCAAAUUAUUCAAUGGCAGGCCACCAUCAUCAUCAACAACAACAACAACAACACCAGAUUUCAUUUGGGAUGAUGCAGCCUUCAUCUUCCUUGCAUGCCAACUUCAUGAGCAUUAAAGAAAGUGGAAGUGGUGGUGGUGGUGCUUAUGAUUUAGGAGAGUUAGAUCAAGCCCUUUUUAUGUACUUAGAUGGUCAGGAUCACUCUUCAGUGCAAGAACAAAGACAAACUCUCAAUAUAUUCCCCUCUCAACCCAUGCAUGUAGAACCAUCUACAAAGGUUAGCAUGAGUUUAGUGUCUCCACAAAGCAGUGGAGCUACAAGAUCUUCAGAGCCAACAAUGGAGCUUGGCAAUCCAAGGAUUGGAAGUGAUUAUCCACCACCUUUGUCAUCUGAACCAUCAAAAGAUAUCAAACCUACAGCAGUGAAGCAGAGAGAAGGGAAUACAAGGAAAGGAACAACUUCAAGUUCAGAACAAGAAGGACCUAAAACACCUGAUCCAAAGACAUUGAGAAGACUUGCUCAGAAUAGAGAAGCAGCAAGGAAGAGCAGACUCAGAAAGAAGGCUUAUGUUCAGCAACUAGAGUCUAGUAGAAUCAAGCUAACUCAGCUAGAACAAGAACUUCAGAGAGCUAGAGCUCAGGGUGUGUUAUUUGGUGGUGGAGCACUUCUUGGAGAUCAAAGUCUUCCUUCUGGCAUUGGUGGUCUCAGUUCAGAAGCAUCGAUGUUCGACAUGGAGUAUGCAAGGUGGUUGGAGGAACAUCACAGACUAAUGUGUGAGCUGAGGGCUGCGGUGCAAGAGCACUUGCCGGAGAAUGAACUGAGAAUGUUUGUCAAUAAUUGCCUAGCUCAUUAUGAUGAGCUGAUGAACCUCAAGAACAUUGUCAUCAAGUCCGACGUCUUCCAUCUCCUGUCCGGCAUGUGGAAAACUCCCGCCGAGCGAUGUUUCAUGUGGAUAGGCGGUUUUCGCCCUUCCGAAAUCAUCAAGAUACUUUUGAGCCAUGUAGAGCCAUUGACGGAGCAACAAAUACUUGGCAUAUGCGCGCUUCAACAAUCGACACAAGAAAAUGAAGAAACUCUGAGACAAGGGCUUGACGCACUAUACCAAUCCCUGUCCGACACGGUCACCUCUGAUGCGUUGAGCUGCCCUUCAAACAUGGCCAAUUACAUGGGUCAAAUGGCAAUUGCCAUGAACAAGCUCUCUACUCUUGAAAGUUUUGUCAAACAAGGAGAUAACCUGAGGCAGCAAACUUUGCACAGGCUAAACCAGAUACUGACAACUCGACAAGCCGCCCGGUGUUUCCUUGCCAUUGCCGAAUACUUUCAUCGUCUCCGAGCACUGAGCUCUCUCUGGCUUGCAAGGCCAAGGCAGGAGUGAAUAUUCCAUAAUUCUAAAUCUCAGAAACAUGUUACAAAUUAAAGCAACAAAUCAAAAAGAUUGAUGGACAUGAUCAUUAAUGUAAACCUUAACAAAUAUACCAUCAGGCAUCAUCUCUCUUUCCUUUAUUUGUAACAGCUAGCUUUCUCAUGUAUAUACAGUGUUACAAUAACAUAGCUAGUGAGCUAGGUCACCUUUUUACAUGAAAUUAAUGCAUGGGAUCACUUCCCUGAGUUAGCUUCAA
Molecule: messenger RNA, 1850 nt
Organism: Dioscorea cayenensis subsp. rotundata (Guinea yam)
Lineage: Eukaryota; Viridiplantae; Streptophyta; Magnoliopsida; Dioscoreales; Dioscoreaceae
Product: bZIP transcription factor TGA10-like
Exons: 11
Coding region: 245-1606 (453 amino acids)
Biological process (GO): regulation of DNA-templated transcription; DNA-templated transcription
Molecular function (GO): DNA-binding transcription factor activity; sequence-specific DNA binding
Source: RefSeq, a predicted model, not a curated record